AUGUCCCAAAGCACCUGCAACCAGAAAGGAUGUUCCCAGAUCGGAAGCCACAGACACGAGGAACAUCAGGCAGAACCAGCUAUCCUGAGCACGAUCUUGGAGCACAUCGGCAACACACCCAUGGUCCGCAUGGACAAAAUUGCCAAGUCUGAAGGUCUCCAGUGCGAACUCUUGGCAAAGUGCGAGUUCUUCAACGCUGGUGGAUCUGUCAAGGACCGUAUCGGCCUUCGUAUGAUCGAGGAGGCCGAGCGUGAUGGCCGUUUGAAGCCUGGAUGCACCAUCAUCGAACCCACCUCUGGAAACACUGGAAUCGGUCUUGCUUUGGCUGCUGCCGUCAAGGGCUACCGCACCAUCAUCACCCUGCCCGAGAAGAUGUCACAGGAGAAGGUUGAUGUGUUGAAGGCUCUGGGCGCUGAGAUUGUUCGCACCCCUACCGAGGCCGCCUGGGAUGCCCCCGAGUCCCAUAUUGGAGUUGCCAAGCGUUUGAAUGCCGAGAUCCCUGACUCUGUCAUUUUGGACCAGUACAGCAACCCUUACAACCCUGUUACGCAUUUCGACCACACUGCUGAGGAGAUCUUGCGUGCUUGCGAUGGGCGCGUGGAUAUGUUGGUUGCAGGAGCUGGUACUGGAGGAACUAUUACUGGAAUUGCCAGGAAACUCAAGGCGCAUUGCCCCAACAUUAUUAUCGUGGGAGUAGACCCUCAUGGUUCUAUUUUGGCAGAGCCCGAAUCACUCAACGCCUCAACUGAAGGAUACCAGGUCGAGGGCAUCGGUUACGAUUUCAUCCCCGAGGCCCUUGAGCGCAAGGUGAUUGACCGCUGGGUCAAGAGUGCCGACAAGGAGUCGUUCGUCAUGGCCCGUCGUCUCAUCCGCGAGGAAGGUAUCCUAUGCGGUGGAUCCUCCGGAACUGCGGUUGCUGCAGCAGUCAAGGCUGCCAAGGAAUUGGGACCUGGCCAACGUUGUGUUGUCAUCCUCCCGGACUCUGUGCGCAACUACAUGACCAAGUUCUUGAGCGACGAUUGGAUGAAGGUCAACGGGUUCACGGACCAGGCCUUCGUCAAGGAGCAAGAGUCCAAGAAGCUCCAGUGGGGCGGGGCCACGGUUGCAGAUUUGCAUCUGAAGGCUGCGGUCACGAUCACGGAUAUGUCACCCGCACGCGAGGCGAUCCAUUUGAUGGAGCACAAUGGGUUUGACCAGCUUCCUGUUGUUUCGGCCAAGAAUGGUCGUUUGGUCGGGCUAGUGACGCUCGGAAACCUGCUGUCGAGGAUCGCGUCGGGUCGUGUCGGGGUCGAUGGACAUGUCAAGGAUGUGAUGUUCAAGUUCCAGAAGAUUGGAGCUCACUUUACGGAAAUCACGGACGAUACUCCUCUGGAGGAGUUGACAAGGUUCUUUGAGACGAACUCGGCGGGAGUUGUGACCGAGCUUGGAGGUCAGAAGGUCAAGGCUGUCAUUACCAAGGUCGAUCUUGUCUCCUUCUUGGUCAAGAAGGCAUCCGUCUAA
Messenger RNA from Linnemannia hyalina, 1500 nucleotides. NCBI's taxonomy places the organism in Eukaryota, Fungi, Mortierellomycota, Mortierellomycetes, Mortierellales, Mortierellaceae. The record is from the annotation of a GenBank genome assembly.